CUAGUGCGCACGCGUAGUGGCGCUUUGUGCGGUUGCCUUGGUAGCAGGAGGAGGAAGAGGCGGAACGUCUUAGUAGGACCCCUUAUGAGGAGGACCGGAGCCGUGCAGAGUAACGUCAGGGGUUUAUUAAGUGCUAGACAGACUGACAGAAGGACUGACAGGAAUCUCUGUGGAGCGUGAUGUCUGCAGAUGACCUGUGGAUCUGUAGUGAGCGCAGGGAGCAGAAGGAGGAACACUUUAGAGAGGAGACUCCAUGGCUAAAGAUCCGUUGGCUGAAGCUGGCUUCCACUUUGACGAGGUAAACAAGCUGCGGGUUCUAGAGCCAGAUGUGAGCCAGAGCACGGCGGAGCUGAAGGAGGAGUGCAGAGAGUUUGUGGACAAGAUCGGACAAUUCCAGAAGAUUGUGGGCGGUCUCAUCAGCACAGUGGACGGGUUGGCCAAGGAGGCGGAGACUGAAAAGAUGAAGGCCAUUGGAGCCAGGAACCUUCUGACAUCUGUGGCGAAGCAGAGGGAGGAGCAUCAGCAGCUGCUAAAGGGUCUUAUUGCUGAGAAGAAGAUGCAGCUGGAGAGGUACCGGGUGGAGUACGAAGCCCUUUCCCGGGUAGAGGCGGAGCAGAGCGAGUUCAUCAACCAAUUCAUCCUGCAAAAGUGAGGCGGGACUCACCUGUCUGAGGCUGCUGCCUACAGCUUAAGCCACCCUGCUGUGGGGUCGGGGUGGUGGUGGUGGGAGGCUCCAGGACACCUUCCUGUUUGUCCCACAUGUGUUGUCACACUGUGACCCCUCCACCCCCUUGCUCAGAGAGCACACACUCAUCAAGGCGGCUGGUUUGUUUCCCGCUACACAAGAUCCUGACAUGGACAUGAACUGAAACUCAAACCUGGGUCGGACUCAGCAGGUGCUGUUUACAUCUGUGCAUGGGAGGGUGGAGCGGGCGCUGAGUAACUGAGAUGUACAAUAAAGUUUUCAUGUUCAAAUGA
Messenger RNA from Oryzias latipes (Japanese medaka), 978 nucleotides. RefSeq names its product intraflagellar transport 20 homolog (Chlamydomonas) (gene ift20). The record is from RefSeq and is a predicted model, not a curated record. Lineage: Eukaryota; Metazoa; Chordata; Actinopteri; Beloniformes; Adrianichthyidae. Gene Ontology annotation, cellular component: intraciliary transport particle; ciliary basal body; centrosome. Gene Ontology annotation, biological process: protein localization to cilium; cilium assembly.